Messenger RNA from Penaeus chinensis, 3295 nucleotides. Its product is annotated as E3 ubiquitin-protein ligase Mdm2-like. The record is from RefSeq and is a predicted model, not a curated record. Gene Ontology annotation, cellular component: nucleus. Gene Ontology annotation, biological process: negative regulation of apoptotic process; regulation of cell cycle. The coding region runs from base 962 to 3262 and encodes 766 amino acids. The transcript is spliced from 7 exons. Lineage: Eukaryota; Metazoa; Arthropoda; Malacostraca; Decapoda; Penaeidae.
UGAUGAACGAAAAGCGAGAUAUUUUGUCUACAAUAAUCGUUAGGCAAUAUUUACAAUGUUUUUCUUUUAUGAGAGUUAUAUCUAGUACUAUGUAUGUUUUAAAUUAUAAUUUUAUAUCAGACUGUGAGGUCAUUCUCACCAGUUCAUUCCUGUGGUAAGCGAAGGUUAACACCGUCAUGAGCAACGUGUUUGAUCCUGCUGUUGUACGUAACCAUCCGUCAUCAUGAGAAAAUUGUCACGCUAGCAUGAAAUCUAGCACGUAGCAUAUUGCACAUAGUGUCUGCGAAUUAAUAUGAUUUUAAUGUUUAUAAUGUAUCUGUAUAUAUUUGAGAUUAGGAAUACUGUAGAAUGAAGACAAAAAAAAAAAAAAAAAAUGCGGAAGAAUUAGCAUCGUGUAUGAUACUUCACUGGUUGCUGUAAAUUGACACAAAACGAUAUUUAAUAAAAUAAUAAAUAGACUUAAUAACACUAUAUAUAUUAAUAAGACUUUGAAGACAAAAGCAAGCGUUCAUUACCAUUAGUUGCACCAUUUCCGCAGAUGGUUCGCAAUUCUCGUACAUCGCCAACCGUGUCCUCACACAUUUCACAACCACAAAAAAAUAAAAUAAAAAAGGCAAUGAGAUAGAAUAUCUAUAUCUGCAGACCACCUAGCAUAGAACAAAUAAUCUCCUAUAAUAAUAAUCAAUGUGAAAAUACAAUAUGCUAUAACAAACAACACGAAAACUUAUGAAUGUCUGCUUGAAUGAAAACGCGAUGUGGCAAGCCUGUCCGCGUACACUACACACGUUGAAUCAAGAAAAGAGUCGUGGCCGCCCUCAGCGCCUGUUCCAACCCGUAGCGACACUUCUACGAUCACCAGUUUCACCGUGUGCCUUUGCAGAGAUUGGCACACGAUGUGGCCACCACUUCCGAGGUAUAAUUGAAGAGUUGAAGAGGGUGGAAUCCAGGUGAGGAUGUGAAAAUGCCACCCGACCUGUCAGAGGCAGAGCGGCCACUGGCUGUGUUCCCCCCCGAGAGCAGCCGGGAGACAACCUGUGAUAACCCCCCACCUAGACUUGCGGCUGAAUGCAUCACCAGCAGCAUUGGUAGGGGUGUGCCAAGGGAAGAGCACCACCCCUUACCCAGACCUGCAGCUGAGAGUGCGGACAGCAACACUGGCAAAGGCGGUGGGGGGCAGGUUCAUCAGCCCCAAGGUUGUGAUGGUGGAUCUAAAGUGGGAGAUGGUGCGAGUGGGUUACCUAACCAGGGUGGGGAGGCUCAGGUCACCUCACCCAGUGUGCCAUUGUACCGCCUCUCUCCUGCUCUCAGAACCACCUUCACCUCAGUGGGAGCCACCGAUAAAGCCUACCCAUUCAAAGAGAUUUUGUUGAUGUUAAAACACUACCUGUACAGUAAACGACACCUUUUUGACCCUGAUGAUAUCCUUUUCGUAAACUGUGGUGACGAUGAACUAGGAAGAACGCUAGGCGUCAGCCGUUUCCAUUAUGAUGAUGUGAAAUUGUUGAUGGCCAAGCAGAUUACACGAGAGCAAACAAGGCUUGUACAAAAUACAUUUACUCAGCAGCCACCUGAUACCACAGGUGUAGACAUUGCAAGAACACACGGUGUAGUUCUUGAUAGUGAAACACAGAGAGCAGUUGAUGUGUGUGAAGAUAGGACCAGUAACUGUAGUGCAGUAAAUGUCAUAAAAGGAGAGAAUGGAAUCAAUGGCAGAACACACCUCCCAGGACUCAACACAUGCAUAGUUAGCAGUACCACUACUGCAGAAAGCAGUAGCAGACUUGUAUCUGACUCAACUUCAGCCACUGUGAGUCCUGUGGCUGGGUCCUCAAGACAAAAUUCAGAAAAUGGCUUUGGAGGAAGGAGACGGCACAGGACAAGAAGCAUAGCCUCUUACUCAAUUUGUAUUCCUGACAUUCCUGAUAGUAAUUCUGAUGUGGAGUCCAUUUACAGUUAUCAAGGCUAUGAGACAGCCUUUUGCCGGAACACUGAGUUUGAGGAAAGUGAGGCAGGGGAUGAGCUGUUUGAGGAGUAUGAGAUAGCAGAUGAUGAUGAUGAUAUCCAAGAACAGGCUCAUUCUGAUGAUGAUGACUCUGUGAUUGAGGAUGUUGAGGUAACAUUGAUAGCUAUCCAUGCUUUGUGUCAAGACGAUUCGGAUGAAGAUUUUUGGGCUGAUGAUUCAGACACAGAGGACCAAUCAACAGAUGAUGAUCCAGAGCUAGUUGCAGAACGCUGGGAUUGUCUUUCAUGUGGUCUCAGAAACAAGCCAUUUGUGCGGUAUUGUGGGAAGUGCUGGCAGAUAAGGAAAAACUGGUUACCAGACAGACCCAAAAAACGCAGGAGGAAAAGGAAGCCAAGGCCAAGAAAGAGGUCUAGGUUACGAUCAGAUUCAGUCAAGUCUGAAGAUGUGAACUUUCUUCAAAGCAUGCCAGAGACAAAUGAAAAACAGUCAACAACAUCUUUUACAAGUGAUAGUAGCCAAGAAGUUCAGGAUUUUGGAGUUUUAACUAAAACACUUUCAACAGCCUCAACUAUCUCGGUCAGUUCAUCACCUGUAAGAAGUCUUUCUAUAGAUCUUCAUAGUUCACAGGAUUCUGGGGUCUGUCUUUCCCAAGACAGUUUCAUAGACUUCAUUCCCGAGUUCAUUAUGGCAGACAAUAAAAAAAUAGAUAAGCAGACUGACACAGAAAUUGAAGAGACAAUUCAGUCAGGCUCUACAGAAAAGCAGCCAAACACCAGUGAAAACUUGAGCACAACCUCAGCUUCAGUCUUGAAAGCAGGAGAAACCAAAGAGGAUUCACAGAGUCGAAAGCGAAAAUCCCUGCCUGCAGAAGAGGAAGAAGGUAAACCCUCCAAGCGAGCUAAACUAGAAUCCUCAAGUGAAGAAGAGAGUGAAGAAGAUGUGGAGGAGCAAGCAAAGAGCUUCUACCAAUUCUUGCAAUCCAGUUCUGGGAAGGAAUGGUUGAAAUCACCAGACAGUAAACCAUUCCUUUCAUCUGCACCUGUUAAGGAAGCCCUGAUGGAGGCUAUAGUGGCAAAUAUGAGUAGUGGGUCAAGUACGGAUGUCCAGGAACCACCAUCAGGACUGUCUAUCAUGUGUUCAGUCUGUUUUCUGAGACCAAAAAAUGCAUCAAUUAUCCAUGGCCGCCUUUCUCAUCAGGCCACAUGUUACCAGUGUGCCAGAAGACUACUGAACAGUGGUUCAAGAUGCCCAAUAUGUAAACGAAAGAUUCACAUGGUUUGUAAAAAUAUUAUUGCAUAGUAAUAAUCUUACAAGAUUUUGUAAAAAAGUAUA